AUGGAUGAAGAACCCAAAGAUCCUCUGAUUUUGGGAAGACCUUUCCUUGCCACUGCUGGAGCUAUAAUUGAUGUGAGAAGAGGCAAGAUUGAGCUGAAUUUGGGUAAAGACUGCAAGAUGGUGUUCAAUGUAAAAGAUGUUAUGAAGCAACCAACUAUAAAUGGUGAGUCGUUUUACAUUGAAACACUUGAGCAGCUAGCCGAAGACUACUUGGAGGAAUUGGGAGUUGAGGAUAAGCUGCAGCUGGCUUUGACUAAGGAUAAUGAGGAGUUUGGAUGUCUACAAGCAGAGAGUAUGGGUUAUGCUUGGCUUAUGGACUCACACAGAGCAGCAAAAGAGGGACAGGCUUUGAGAGUUGGUCAGUCAGAAACGAAGAGCAUCCGGGAUGGAAAACAGGUUGAGAACCUGUUUGCUCUAGAGUCCAAACCAAAGGAGGAAAGCUCUCAAGAGCAAGGCACGGACGAUGACUGGUCUGAGCUUAAGGCUCCCAAAGUCGAUCUCAAACCACUCCCAAAGGGGCUCAGGUAUGCGUUCUUAGGCUCUAACUCCACAUACCCUGUCAUUGUCAAUGAUGCAUUAGACCCCCAUGAGCUUGAAACCCUCCUUGUCGAGCUGCGAAAGUACAGGAGAGCUCUUGGAUACUCGCUGGACGAUAUCAAGGGUCUCUCCCCUACUCUAUGCACUCACAGGAUCCAUCUCGAAAAUGAAUCAAAGGGAUCUAUUGAGCAUCAGCGUAGGUUAAACCCCAAUCUUAAAGAAGUAGUAAAGAAAGAAAUCUUGAAGCUUCUUGAUGCAGGAAUCAUUUACCCUAUUUCGGACAGUACUUGGGUUUCUCCAGUACAUUGCGUCCCAAAAAAGGGUGGGAUUACUGUCAUCAAGAACGAAAAGAAUGAAUUGAUCCCAAGUAGGACAAUAGUUGGACAUAGAAUGUGCAUUGAUUAUCGUAAGUUAAAUUCUGCAUCAAGGAAAGAUCAUUUUCCUUUGCCAUUCAUUGACCAAAUGCUUGAAAGGCUUGGUUUGAAUUGGGAGAAGUGCCAUUUUAUGGUGAAAGAGGGGAUAGUCCUUGGCCACAAGAUCUCAGAGAAAGGCAUUGAAGUGGACAAGGCAAAGAUAGAAGUAAUGGUGCAACUUGGGGAGCCAAAAUCAGUUAAGGAUGUGAGAAGCUUCUUGGGACAUGCGGGUUUCUACAGGCGCUUUAUCAAAGAUUUUUCUAAGAUAGCAGGCCACUCACAAGACUCUUAUGCAAAGAAACAGAGUUCAUCUUUGAUGAAGAGUGUAGCCAAGCUUUCUUGA
Microthlaspi erraticum is the source of this 1293-nucleotide messenger RNA. Lineage: Eukaryota; Viridiplantae; Streptophyta; Magnoliopsida; Brassicales; Brassicaceae. The record is from the annotation of a GenBank genome assembly.